Molecule: messenger RNA, 2535 nt
Organism: Octodon degus (degu)
Lineage: Eukaryota; Metazoa; Chordata; Mammalia; Rodentia; Octodontidae
Gene: Pyroxd1
Product: pyridine nucleotide-disulphide oxidoreductase domain 1
Exons: 12
Coding region: 397-1686 (429 amino acids)
Molecular function (GO): flavin adenine dinucleotide binding; oxidoreductase activity
Source: RefSeq, a predicted model, not a curated record
AGUCCUUGUACUUGCCAGGCAGGCGCUUAGACCUCUGAGCUAUUUACCCUGCUCAAAUCUCAGGAUAUUAUGCAGUGGAAAAAUGUAAUCCAGUGAAAUGAUUUGAAAGAUGAUUAUGGUUUUUGGGGCUGUGGCAGCGGCUUAAUAAUGCUUCUGAGAUUAGAAGGCCAAUUUGAAGGUGAUUUCAAAUAUUAAAAAGCUUUAUAAAUAUGGCCAAAUAAGGGAAAUAAAAGCGAGAUAAAUUGCAGAACAUACAAAGAUGGACAGUUGGCUGUUAGCUUUCCAUCAGAAGAGAUUCUCCUGGUCACAGCUUCUCCUGUUAUUAAAGCAGUUACCAAUUUUAAACAGGUUUCUAAAGUAUUGGAAGAAUUUGAUGUGGAAGAACAACCAAGUACCAUGUUAGAAAGUCGCUUUCCUAACAUUAAGGUCAUAGAAUCUGGAGUAAAGCAGCUGAAGAGUAAAGAACAUUGUAUUUUCACAGAAGAUGGCAAUCAGCAUGUGUAUAAGAAACUCUGCCUGUGUGCUGGAGCCAAGCCAAAGUUGAUAUGUGAAGGAAAUCCUUAUGUACUAGGAAUCCGAGAUACAGACAGUGCUCAGGAAUUUCAGAAACAGCUUACUAAAGCGAAAAGAAUAAUGAUCAUUGGGAAUGGUGGUAUCGCACUGGAGUUGGUGUAUGAAAUUGAAGGCUGUGAAGUGAUUUGGGCCAUUAAAGAUAAGGCUAUUGGGAAUACUUUCUUCGAUGCAGGAGCAGCUGAAUUUUUGACUUCCAAGCUCAUCUCUGGAAAGCCAGAGGCCAGAAUUCCACCUAAAAGGACUAAAUAUACAACUGAAGGAAAGAAAAAAGAAGCAAGUGCCAAAGCUAAAGCUGGUAACAUAGGCAGUGCCCUGGGACCAGACUGGCAUGAAGGCUUGGAUCUUAAAGGAAUAAAAGAGUUUUCUCAUAAGGUUCACAUUGAAACUAUGUGUGAAGUAAAAAAAAUCUACCUCCAGGAAGAAUUUAAACUUCUGCAGAAAAAUUCCUUGACUUUUCCAACAGAUCCUAAGUCAUUUACAACAGAUAAAGAGACGUGGCCCGUGUAUGUGGAACUGACCAAUGAAAGGCUGUACGGCUGUGAUUUCAUUGUCAGUGCAACAGGAGUUACACCCAAUACAGAGCCUUUCCUUCACGGUAACAAUUUUGACCUAGGAGAAGAUGGUGGCCUCAGAGUGGAUGACCACAUGCACACGUCCCUUCCGGACAUCUAUGCUGCAGGGGAUAUCUGCACGGCGUCUUGGCAGCCCAGCCCCGUCUGGCAGCAGAUGAGGCUGUGGACCCAGGCCAGACAGAUGGGAUGGUAUGCUGCAAAGUGCAUGGCUGCAGCUAGCUCGGGAGGCUACAUUGACAUGGAUUUCAGCUUCGAACUGUUUGCUCAUGUGACAAAAUUUUUUAACUCUAAGGUUGUAUUGCUGGGAAAAUACAAUGCGCAGGGCCUGGGUUCAGAUCAUGAGCUAAUGCUGAGAUGCACCAAAGGACAGGAGUACGUCAAAGUGGUCAUGCAGAAUGGGCGUAUGAUGGGAGCCGUCUUAAUUGGUGAAACGGACUUAGAGGAAACAUUUGAAAAUUUAAUUUUAAACCAAAUGGAUCUUUCACCAUAUGGAGAAGAACUGCUAGAUCCAAAUAUCGAUAUAGAAGAUUAUUUUGACUAAAAUGAGAUUUCUUCAAGAUUCACAUAAAAUUCCAACUAAGGAAAACUACAGUUAGUAUUGAAUGACGGAACUUACCAAAUGGCGAAAGAAAGUUAAAAACACAGAAAGUGUCACCAGACAUGAUGUGUGGGGCCCUGGGUUCAAUCCCCAACUCUGGACUGGGGUAAAAACACAGAAUGAUGCUCAUGGAAAAGUAUUUAAGAAAUAAAAUUCUAAAGAUGAAAUCAUUCAAAUCAUUUCUUUACAUAUAUGUUUUGCUAAUAUAAAAUUUACCUCUUCUUAUGUAAGAAAUUUUGUUAGUAAUUUUUAAGCUUUAAACAUUUUACCUGUGAUCUAGGUUUGGAACUUAUAAAUUGUUACUACUUUGCUAAAAUGGACUCUUAAUAGGCCAGACCUGUUCUUUGAUUAUGAAAUGUAGUUUCAAUCAGCUUAGCACUUUAUUUUACUUAAAUAGAGAUACAGCAGUAUUUUAUGUGUUAAUAUACUUUUUAUGUUGAUGACUUACUUUGUUUGAAUUAUACAGCUAUUUUUAUACCUGAAAUCAUGUACAUGAUAAUGCUUAAAAUGUUUGUAGUGAUAAGCCCAGCAUAAUCCUGCUAUAAAAAAGACUGUUCUGCCAAAGGAAAAAAUAUAGUAAAUAUACGAAGGCUAAAAAGCUUAUCAUGCUUAAACUUGUCUCAAGUAUUCCACAUUUCAUGAAUUUUACAUGAAGAUUUAUUAUUCUUUGUUUCAUACAAUAAAAUUUAUAUAAUACAUGAUCUCCAGCCAGGUGUACUGGCACAUGCCUGUAAUCCCAACACUCAAGAGGCUGAGGCAAGGGGAUCGUUGGGAAUUCGAGGCCAGUGUGGG